Prorocentrum cordatum is the source of this 2655-nucleotide messenger RNA. NCBI's taxonomy places the organism in Eukaryota, Dinophyceae, Prorocentrales, Prorocentraceae. The record is from the annotation of a GenBank genome assembly.
GGCGGCCACCUCAAUCUUCUCAGGAGCUACGGCCUGCUUGCGCCCGAGAACUUCAUAGAUGGUCGUUGUAUCGACGACUACCUUGUUAUUGGGCGUCACGCUUAUCCUCCAGGCGAGUCUCGUCGAGAUUUGGAGUUGUUCGAUCGUGCUGGGCGCCUGGCCUACGUAGACUCCUCGUUAUCAGGCAGCUCCUCUAAGGAGGUCAGGGACGCCGAGCGCUUCGUGGUCGUUGGCGCUGAGGUCGACUCCUCAGCUCGGAUGGUAGAUCAAGGGUACGUACCAGUGGGUGCGUCCGUCGAGCGGCGACUGCCGUUGGCGGAGCUCUGUCUUCGGGCAGCUCAGCUUCCGCGAGCUCCUGUGGCGCUGGUGGAUACUCUGGUGGGGUCCUUGGGUGCAGUGUUCGCCUACCGUCGCCCCCUAUUCGUCUGCCUCAACCACGUAUACAGCUUCGUUGCCCAGGACCGCACCAUUGAUCACAUUAUCCCUCGUGCUGUCAAGGACGAGCUCAGCUUGGCCUCUGCGUUGUCGAUCGCCGCGGAGACGGACCUAACCGUGGGUAUUCCCGACUGGAUAGCCGGGCCUGUGGAGUCCUACGGAGUGCCGAGCGCGCAGUGCGUCGAGUCGGAUCUCCCCACGUUCGUCCGCCGCGGGAUCGCCAUGGUCUUCGACUUCAUUGAGUUUGCCGGCGGCUCUGGUGUCCUCACUCGGUACCUCGCGUCCCAGGGUGUCCUUGUCGGCCCUGUCAUUGACAUAUCGUACUCUCGGCACUAUGACCUAUCGUCGCGUCGUCUGAUGGAAUGGGCGGUGUGGAUGCUGUAUGAGGGCCGCAUCCUUACCUUUGCCGCAGAGCCUCCGUGUACAACGUUCUCGCCUGCCGCUCACCCCGCUGUCCGUUCCUACCGUCAGCCUAUCGGGUUCAAUCGCACGGAUCCCAAGACGCGCUUGGGGAAUCUACUGGCCUUCCGCUGUAUGCUACUGAUGUUGGUAGGGCUCCGCGUAGAGGCCCCUGGUGGGCUGGAGCAGCCUCGCCUGUCUAAGAUGGCUUGGCUGCGGGAGUGGUCUCGCCUCUUGGAGCUUGGAGCCGCCGAGACCUGGUUUGCCUCUUGUGCCUACCAUGACCCUUCCCUCGAUGGAGUCGUCGUCUACCGCAAGGAAUUCCGCUGGAUGACCGUAGGCUUCCCCGAGUUCACCGAAAUGGCGGCGCGCUGUCCUAACACACGGCGCCACCGCGCCCACGCGCACACGAUUAUCGAGGGAGCGGCCACCAAAUACACUGCUACAUAUACCCGUGGGGUCGUCGUGGCAUUGGGAGCUCGGUACCUGGAGGCUAUCAGACGGCGUCGUGAGGUAGGCGAUACUAUGCGGCCCCCGGUGGGCUCCGAGCGGCUUGUGAUCAACGAGCUGCUGAUGUCGGGGUCUUGGGAGGAGCUCAGGGGAUGGGCCUGGAGGUCCCCGGGGCACAUUAACAUCUUGGAGUCGAAUGUCGUGGUGGAUCUCUUGGAGGGUCUUGUUCGUAAUGGUGGAGAUCGUAGGUUCGCUGCGCUUAUUGAUUCCAGAGUCACGUUGUGCUCUCAGGCAAAGGGACGGUCCUCGAGCAGGGCGUUGACGCGUCCUCUGGAGAAGUCCUGCGCCCUGCAGAUCGCCGGGUCCCUCUACCCCUCCUACUCCUUCGCCCCUUCGCGGCUCAACGUUGCGGACGACCCGACGCGGCGCCAGGCGGUCCGCGCAGCAUGCCGCCCGAGGCCUGACUGGCUGGAGCACGCGGACCUGCUGGACUGGCUGCUCACGCGGCUACCCACAGCCAAGGCCUGCGCUGCGUGGCUGCGGCUCGUCUGCCUGCUGCUGGGGAGCAGCGGACUUCGAGCGCUGCGGACCGCCCUUGCCGAGGGUCGUCGCCUGGCUCCUGCUCCCGCCCUCUGCGGGGUGCCUGGGCAAGGCUCGGGCGGAGGCCGCUGGGCGGCCACUGGAGUGGCUCGCGUCCCACAGACAAUGGGGGACCCUCGCAUCAUCAACGGAGUUCUGGUUGAGUUUGGCCAGUACCCGAGCGAGUUUCUGCUGGCGAAGCGUGCCCAGCUCGUACUGCCACGUGACAUCCUUUUCGAGAGGCCGUACGCACUCUUCACCAUCCAACUCCCGAAGACGGCCACGCUUGGGGCCAAGGUCCAGAGCGCCCGAGUCGAGCCGCCCGACAUCGUCGAGAUGCUGGACUGCAUCAUCGGCGCCGCACCUCCUGAUGCGAUGCUCUGGCCGAUGAGCGGCCAGACCUUCAGGAAGCGGUUCAACAGCCUGUGUCGGGAGUUGCGGCCCCCUCUCAACCUAGGGGGGAAAUGCCGAGGAGCGCUCGAUCUUGCUUCUCUCCGUGCGGGUGGCGCCACCCAGCUCUUCUUGGAGACGGAUGAUCCGCAUCUCGUCUAAAAUAAGGGGUCGUUGGAUGUCUCAGAAAGUCAUCUGAGCCGGGAGCGCAGCACUGCUGCGAAGAAUGGGGUGACGGGUUACUGAGUCUGCCGUGCCAGUCCGAGCCUCUAGAGAGGCUCCGUCUUUCUUGUACCUGCCAGCCGCGUCCAUCUUCAGCGGCAGACAGGCCCCAGAUGCACAGCAGGUCUUUUAGAUGUCUCUCCGAUUGCAGCGUAGCGGAAAGAGAGGGGCGAAUGUCAG